Molecule: messenger RNA, 10815 nt
Organism: Adineta ricciae
Lineage: Eukaryota; Metazoa; Rotifera; Eurotatoria; Adinetida; Adinetidae
Source: the annotation of a GenBank genome assembly
AUGAAUAAAAUUUUCAAAUCAAUCCUAUCGAAACGUGAUGGUGGAACAACAACAUCAUCAGCUCCGUCGAUCACAACAACUGGAGGCAAUCUAGCCGAUGGAAGUCAUCCAACAUCUCAAGAUAUACUUUUAACACUGGGACAUCUUCGAAAGAUUUUCAAUGAAUAUCAAUGUCCGAAAGUGCAAUGGUCUCAAGAAGAAAAAAACGAUCGGCUCUAUUCCACGAUACCAAUGGUUAUCAAAGUUCUUAAUGUUCUAUCAAAUAAUGAAUGGGAAGAACGAUUUCCUGAAUUAUCUGAUUAUGCUUUAACACUUGCUAAAUUGUUAGUUGUAGAAAUACGCCAACGUGCUGAUAAAGAACCGAAUAGUAGUGCCGCUAGUCAGGCUAUUAUUCAAUAUUUGGAAUUAACAGAUGAAAAUCAAAUCCUUUCCGGUUGGUCAUUACUCCAUGCACUUAAGUUAUUAUCAACUGGGCCGAAUUCCAUCAUGAGUAAAUUUGCUCAAGCAUCCUUACCGAGUACAUUAGUCAAAUGUUUAUAUUUAUUCUUCGAUUUACCCGAAACUCCAUCAACUCACGCUACCAACGACAGUAUAUCACCUAAAGAAAAACGUAUAUUACUUCAACAAAUAUUUUUUCAACUUCUAUCACGUACUGCUGUAUCAAACUCAUGCGUGGAAGAAUUAACACGACGUGAUGAUCUCUCAUUGUUAUUCAAUGCGAUUUCAAGCAACUGUCCUCAGCGUAAUAAACCAUGGAGAAAUCAAGCAUCGGAUAUGUUGAUUUUAAUCGGAAAACAUACAUUACAAUCAGCAAUUCAAUGCAUACAUAAUGGGAAACAUAUAUCUCAGUGCGUAGAUAAUUUACGUCGAGCUACGUGUGAUCUCUCGUUGGAAGAGAUAGCUCGAGUUUAUGAGACACUUAUUUGUAUAUUAAUCGAAUCAGCAGCAUUAGCAUCUAGUCUUCUAGAUGAUUUUCGUCUCGCACAUUGUUAUGUUCAUUUGAAAGAUAUUAUUCUAAGACUUGAAAAUGAAUGGAUCAAUGAGGAAUCGGAAAAAUUCUUCGCACGUUUCAUAACAUUACUCGGUGAUUUCACAUAUGCAGGUUUUAAUGAAUUAAAACUACCGCCAAGACCAGAGACAAUUUUUUAUAUUCCAAGUUUCAUCAUACCACAACCCAAAAAAACCGGUUUUAUUGUUCGCAAUCUAUCGGCAUUUGCUAUUCUCCAAUCGAUAUUUCAACAGUCAACGCAUCCAUUUCUGAUCAACAUUGUUUUCGAUACGAUCGGCAGUAUUAUUCUCGCUGAUAAUGCCAACUACUUCUUUUGCGGCGAAAAUCUUUCGCCGUUAACUGAAGUUCUCUAUGAUAAACCCAAUGAUGUUCAAUUAAAAAUCUACGAUCUAUUAGAAUUCAUUGUCUUUCAGCUCAAAUAUGUUCCUCAUAGAGAACUGGUGAACUUAUCGAUCAUGUUAAAAUCGAAUAGUUUGAUACAAAAUCAUAAGAAUUGUGUGAAAUAUCUGAUUCAUAUAUUAAAGUUUAACAAUGUAUUGAAAGAUGCUCUUCGUGAACUGGGAUUCAUUGAAGUAUUGAUUGCACGUUUACAUCAUUUCGCGACAUUGUUAAAAGAAUCAGUACAAGAUGUUAAUGAUACCGGCGAUAAUAUGGAUCAAGAAGAAAAAGAAUUGGGUUUUCUUGUUAUGGAAGCAUUGGCAUUACUUUUGUCACAUAAUCCCAAAAAUGCGAAAAUCUUUCGAGAACACGGAGGAGCACGACUUGCCCAUAAUAUCAUACCAUAUCGGUUGUGUCGAAUAGCUGCGUUAACAGUCGUGCUUCAUCUUGUGCUAUGUACUGGUGGGGAAGAUGAUACAGGAACGUUGUUGGGUUUGAUACAUACAGCAAAAUUAGAAGAAUUAGAGAUGAAAUCCGUUAUUCUUAAAGGUUUUCUCUACAUUCUUCGAGAGAGUCAUCGGACUCGUACUGUGUUUCGAAAAGUCGGCGGUUUUGUUUACAUUGUCUCCUUAUUAAUAUCAAUGGAAGGCUGCUUAGCCAUACCACCAAAACAUCCGUGGACCACAGUAUCUCGACAUGAAAUCUUAUCGAUCAUUCGUCUGAUACUAAACACAUUAACUGUGGCAAUGCGAUUUGAGCCUGGCAAUGCUCGAUUAUUUGAGAAUGAGGUUCGAUGGCAAAGUUUGUGUGAUGCAAUAAAAUUACUCGGCUGUUUCACCAACGAAACUCGCCUCAUUGACAGUCAAACAUCUUCAUCAUCCAAGUUUGAUUAUGCAUCGAAACACAAUUAUGAUAUUUUCGAACAAUUAUUUUAUUCGCUGGACGAACGUCUUAUCUCGUCGGCGGAUUUGCCACUUGAACUCAUCAAUGCUUGUCACAUUGCACGAUGUUUUCAUGACAUCGCACUCGAUUGUAUCGAUAACUGUUCGAAAUUCGCGGAUGAUUUUACCAUUGAUAAAAUCUCUCAGUCACUAGUAUCGAAAAAUGAACCAAACAGACAAGGCUCUGCAAAUGAUAAUAACGAAGAUUCAUCUACAAAUUCACUCUUUCGUCAAAAUACAUUCAAUAUGUCAACAACAGCACGAGCAUCUGUAUCAUUCACAUUUCCAUUGUAUAUGGAAGAACCCAUUAUUGUUUAUCCAGGUGCUAUCGUGUGUUUCUUACAGAUUAUAUCUUGCAUACCCCGAAUGGUUGAUGAACAAUAUUCGAAUCGAUUGCAAUACUUUUUAAUGUUGACAUUGAAAAAUCUUUUGAAAAGCGAUCGAAAUUUGCAAAUCAUGGCUACAUACGGGUUCUCUCAACAUAUUUUGUAUAUCUGCGAAGUUGCGCUGGAGAACGAGAAUCAUCACUUGCAUACAUCUGUCGAAUACAUUUUCGAACGUUUGGCUGCCUUUAUCCUACCAGUGCGAACUUUAAGACAAUUUCUUCGAAUGGGUAUCGAAACAACGAUGAGUCCAGCACUGAUGUUGACUGCACCAAAAGAUGUUAGUCUAUCAAAUAAACCAUUUGUACCAUUAAAUCGAAUAAAGUGUCUGGUUUCAAUGACAACAUUACGUGAUAUUCGUCGGGAAACUCAAGUUUUAAUUAUUCCAAAUUCUCCAACCGGUACCUCGUCCAAUCUGUCGACUGUCCUAUCUCCACCUUUCGUCGAAUUCAAUAUGGGUAUCGAAGGUUUUGGUGCUCUCUUAUUGCCAUGCUUAUGUCCACAGUCCGUCACAUCAUCAACAAAUGUUGUCGGAAAUUUCGGUAUGGUUUCUAUUUCGAAUGACAUUGUCCUACAAGGUGGUAUGACGUUAACGAAUGGUGGUGAACGACCAUUUCCACCACAGUAUGGAAUGACGUAUUCAACAUGGUUCUAUGUGGAGAAAUUCGGACCAGUUAAGGAUAAUAUGCAUCCGAUACGGCUUUUAUCUAUUAUUCGAAAUACAUUCAAUCGAGAAGACUAUCGAUUCGUUCUACAGAUCUAUAUACAUCCAAAAGACAAAUCUUUAUUAGUUUCAACACAAGAACAUCCAUUUCAAGAUUGUCACAAUGAUUCGAUAUGCACUGAUGAGAUCAAGUCUGAUGGUUUGGUCAAAUUUGUGUGUUCGGAAAUGAUGAUUGAACAAAAAUGGACGCAUAUAGCACUUGUUUGGACAAAAGGUAUGCUGAAAAACAGUGGCGUUACUCUUUACAUCAAUGGCAAACAGAUUGCCGUUCAAAAGUUACAUUAUAUCAAUAAUAUGACUGUACCACCCGGAAACAGUGUUGCGACCUUUGCAUAUAUUGGCUCAUUACCUGUUCAACGUGUACAUUCGAAUGUUCAAUGGCGACAGGGACCUUGUUUUCUAAUUGAAGAUAUUCUUUCUUCACAACUUAUCGCAGCUAUGUAUGGAGCUGGUCCAAGUUAUAUUGGAUCAUUCCAAGCUGUCUGUAUCGACCCGGUGAAUGAUAUCUUUUCGCCAUUAUUUCCUGAAGAUCGAAUUAUCUUUGGCUUGCACCCUGCUAGUUUCUUCGAAACAACUUUAUCACAUUUUAAAAAGCUUUAUAAUAAAAAUGACGCAAAACUAAUUGCCAAACAGCUCAAUAUGCCGACCAAUGAAUCUACGGUACCUAUUCGAAUUUUGUAUAAUAUUGCUGCACCAUACAGUGGUCCUGCUCGAACAGUUGGUGGAGUAGUCAUUGGUUACUUAGGUGUUCGCAUUUUCGUUCCGAAUCCAGUUUCGAAAACGAUUGAAUAUAUCGGUGGUCCUCACGUCAUGCUUGGUCUAAUUGCUAUGUCAAAUGAUAUUGAAUCAUUCUAUGCAUCAGUAAAAGCUUUUGUUUGUGUGCUCAAGUCAAAUAAACAAAUGCAAAAUGAAUUAUUGAGGACAAAAGCAUAUCAAUUUCUGGGAUUUUUAUUUUUGAAAAAACGUCACCUUAUUAAUAGUCAUAUCUUACACUUAACAUGUACAUUAGUUGGCACUAUUGACACUAUUCGUGAAUCAACAGCAGUUACGAAUCCAGCAGCAUUCGAACAUUUGUUAUGUGAAUUUGAAAUAUGGAAAGGUGUUAAUGUUGAUAUUCAAAAGUCGUCAUUUGAGCACUUACUUGAUGUAUUUCUGACAAGUGAUACACAAAAUUUGAUGAUGAAUCAGAGAUUAUCACAAAAAAUCAACUUGAUGUCACGUCUAUUGAAUUUACUGAAAGACGGUUCGCUCUCGGAAUCGACACGUCCGAUCAUUGUCAGUGUAAUUCGUGUAUUACUCGUGACGUAUAAGAACGCCAACGAUAUCAUCAAACUUGGACAAUUUCUUGUUUAUCUUUUGCCUUCGAGUUCAUUUUCGGAAAAAACUAUUGUUGUUAAUGAACUUCUUGAUGAUUCAUCUGCUGCUGUGCAGAGUAUAAGUCUCCGAAAUUUUCUACUGGAAAUGUUAGCACGAACGAUUGCAGAGGAGAAACGUUCACAAACGAAUUUAACUGAUGAAUUUCUUGCACAUCUCGGUUACGAUUGGUUGCUUCUUUUUCUGCAGUCUCAUCUACAUCCUCGCACGAUUAUCGUAACGACGAAAUUGCUCAUUGCGUUUCUUCUAUCAUCCUCGAAUGCUUUGACGCGCUUUCGUGACAAUGCGAUGCUAUUGAGUAAUCCAUCAACAGUAGGAAAUUCCUUGUCAUCGUCAACAUCAUCGGCAGCAACAACGCCAGGUAGUGGUUUUACAAUCUCGUCUCCAACGUCAAAUACAGGAAAUGCGACCCCAUUAUCACCAUUAGCAGCCAUCAAUGAAAACUGGAUCAGUGUACUCAAUGACCGGACAACAGCGAAAACAUCGUUUCCGUUAGGUAUUGAUCCAAGCUUAGCGCUUGGAACCAAUGCCAAUGUUUCAGUGCCACUGCCGGGAUUCGUUCUUUUGCAACAUAUUUAUGCGCAAAGAGCAGAAAUUAUACCUACGUACUAUCAAUUAACAGCACUACUAUUUCGACAACAACCUUCAGACGAUAUGAUGGAACAAACCGAGAUCACGGUAGAGAAACUGUUGAAAUCCGUCAAUCUUCAUACACCUGUUGGUAAUACUCUAUCGAAUUCGGGUUCAUCGGGAACGAAACAGCAAUCAGCAGCUCAGCAACAGUAUGAACUAGAUGCUUGUCCAGUUUUGCUAGCAAUGAUACGAAGUUUAACAGUUCAAGAUUCUGAACAAGCGGAACAGAAUGGCUUAGCUAUUUUGAAGUUUUUCCAUCAAUUAUACCGUCGCAAAGCAGAAUUUUCGAAUUAUAUCCAAACAGUCGAAUACCUUUCAUCUCUCUGUGGAAUUGUUUUCCCUCCAGUAGUGAUUCUGCCUCAAGCAUCUGUCGAUUCGCCAAGUGUCAUCACUCGUCAGAAAAAUGUCGCUAGUGAAGAUCCCACAUCACCAACUACUCAGAUUGAUUCACUCACAACUUCGUUUUCAUCCAAUGCCACCUUGCGUGGAACAAUUGUUGACAUCAUUCGAGAUAUCAUUAUCGACAGUCUCUGUGCUAAUGCCGUACGCGUACCGAAUGUAAUUGAUUCUUUCCUUUCUGCUCUUCCGGAAAAUAUGAAUACCGAUUUAACGUAUCAAAUAUUCGUCCAAUGUGUUUUCAAAUCUGUUAUUGAGUAUCUGGAAACAUCUGAUGUUUGUGCAUUGAAUUCCAGUGAUGAUCAGACUAGUGCAUUUAAUUUCGGUCUCGGUGAACAAUCAGGGAAAAGCGUUUAUUCACGUGCAUUUUCAACUAUAACGUCAAAUAAUUCGUCGACGAAUUUCAAUAUGUCAGUGUAUAAGGUUCUUUUGGAAAAUGUGACACACUUUAUCGAACGUAUGGUAAAUAAAAUCUGGGAAAUCGAUUAUCGCGAACCGAAGCAGAUCUUUGAAUUUAUUACUAAAAUAAUUAAUCAAGCGAAAAAACGAGGAUCGAAUACAUUCAUGGAUUCACUCUUUCGUUCGUUGAAUCGAACAAUACUAUUUGAAUUAUCACGAAAAAUUGAGUCGAUUGGCGAUCAAAUGCUCAUUCUCGAUGCACUUCAUCGUUUGGCUAACAAUCGACAACUAAUCUUCACGGAUGCAAAUCAAGAUUCGGAAUUUUUCGGUUGUCUUUGUUAUUGUUUGAUUAUUUUAAUUGAUGAAACUGGAACAAAACAAAUAGGUGAUGAUUCGAGUUCUCGAUCAACGUGGUAUCACCGUCUUGACAGUCCAAUAUCAACGGUGGGACCAAAUAAAAGUUUGAUUAUCAAUGCUGCACAACGUAUCUGGUCGGAAUUGUAUAUGAAAAAGAAGCCGGCGUUGGAAGAAAUUCUCAAAAUGAGUUUCUCACAGCCUGUGAUACAGAAUAAAACAACUUUAGUAGACGUCAGCGAAUAUUUAUUGGAACCAGCAUCAAAAGUUUGGACGAAGUUUGUUGAGGGUGAACUGAAGAUAACCGAUAAGAUUCAACAACAGAUUAUGCAUGUCGGCUCACGUAUACAACGUUUGACUGGUGGUGUAACCGGUGGUUUUCGUUCAAGUCUUCAUCAACUUCGCGGAACAAAAGUAAAACGCGAAGCAGUGAAAUUAGAUCGUCAAACGAUUCAUAGUGCGUUGGCUCUGAUGUCUGUCAUUGUUUCCAGCGUGAGAGAAAAUGUUGAAAAUGAAUAUCGUCGAUUGACACAGAAUUCGGAACAAAAGUUUAACUAUCUGUAUGAAGAAUGGUUUGCGAUCGAACGUGAUUUGCUACGCGAACGCGGCUUAUGGGGAUUCGAUGAGCCUGAUCCAUUAGCAAAAUAUAAGUUAGAUUUUAUCGAAGGACCUUGUCGAAUGCGCAAACGAAUGGUACUUAAUGAAGAUUUCUAUCGACAUUAUCCGCAUCGUGUGACCGUCGAACAAACGAAAAGAAAGUUUAAUCCUCCGGUAUCGUUCGAUUCGAAACAGUAUUUCGAGCGACAAUCAAGCAUUGUUGACCGAUUGUUAAUCACAAAUCCAUUGGCGAUUGAAAAUAGUCUUCCAUCACCACCCCCAAUCUUGAAAGAACCAAACGAAGUGAUGUCUGCAGCAGUCAUAAUUAAAGAAACAAAUGAAUUGACUCCUUCACUAACAGAACAAACGAAUCGUGACGAAGGUGAAUCGUGGACAAACGAAGAAGGACAAGAAGUAUUAGCUCCGACUUUGCUAUCUGUGCGAAAGAAGGCAUCAACUGACGUAACAGUAACAGAAGAAAUGAUGACAGCUGAUGAUGAAGAUGAAGAAGAUCCAAUGGUUACGAAACUUGAGCAAGAUGAAGCAGAAGCAGAAGUUGAAACUCAACAAGUAGCACCGACUUCAAACGAAACACUCGAAAUGGCACAAACGAAUCAAAAUGUUCUACGCUUACUCGAAGAAGAUGAAAAGAUAUCCCUAGCAUUUCGCUGUGCACGUAUCGAAGGUCUGGAUGGCAGUGAAGGAAUAUUAAUCUUCGGUCGUGAACACUUCUACAUUCUCGAAGGAUACACAUACAACACAGAAAAGAAUGAAAUUGUCGAUUUGGAAAAAUGUCGCAAUGAAUACAUACCAUUGAUACCUAAAUCAUCAACAAUAACUAGCACAGACAUAACACAAUAUAGAAAAGAAUGUUCGAAAUUCGCUUAUGAAGACAUCAAGGAAGUUCAUAAACGACGACAUAUUUUACAACCUAUUGCAUUGGAAUUAUUUGCUGCCGACGGUCGAAAUUAUCUACUCGUUUUUGUUCGUAAGGAACGGAAUAAGGUCUAUCAGCGUUUGAUCAAUUCAGCAACGGAAUUGACCGAUUCAGCGAUUCAUUCUGUAUCUGGACAACGACGAAGUAUAAGUAUCGAACAAGGUCAUCUGCGAAAUCGCAGUCAAAUCACUAGUUUCAUCGGUACACUCAUGGGUGAACGGUCAGUGACACAGCGCUGGGAAAAAGGUGAAAUUAGUAAUUUUCAGUACCUAAUGUUUUUAAAUACACUUGCCGGACGAUCAUAUAAUGACUUAAUGCAAUAUCCAGUUUUUCCAUGGAUUCUUGCUGAUUACGAUAGUAAAGAGUUGAACCUGACAAGUCCAUCGACAUUCCGUGACCUAUCAAAGCCUAUGGGUGCUCAAACAGAAAAUCGACUUGUUCAGUUUCAAAAACGUUUUGCUGAAUGGGACGAUCCUACGGGUUCCACACCAGCUUACCAUUAUGGUACACAUUAUUCGUCAGCAAUGAUUGUUGCAUCGUAUCUUGUUCGAACUGAACCGUUCACUCAAGUUUUUCUUCGUUUGCAAGGUGGCCAUUUUGAUCUCGCUGAUCGAAUGUUUCAUAGCAUUAAAGAUUCAUGGCUCUCAGCUAGUAAAAAUAACAUGGCUGAUGUCAAAGAAUUAAUUCCAGAGUUUUUCUAUCUACCUGAUUUUCUACUCAACACCAACAAAUUCGAUCUCGGUAAAAAACAGAAUGGAUUAGCUUUGAAUGAUGUCAUUCUACCAACGUGGUCGAAAAAUGAUCCAAGAGAAUUCAUUCGUCUCCAUCGUAUGGCAUUGGAGAGUGAUUAUGUUUCAGCACACUUACAUGAAUGGAUUGAUCUUAUCUUUGGUUAUAAACAAGAAGGACCAGCAGCUAUCGAAGCAACCAAUGUAUUCCACCAUUUAUUUUACGAAGGUGCUGUUGAUGUCGAUGAUAUUAGUGAUCCACUCGAGCGAUCAGCUAUCAUUGGUUUCAUAAAUAAUUUUGGACAAAUUCCUAAACAAUUAUUUAAACGACCUCAUCCCCAAAAGAAAUUAAGUCGAUCUCUGAUGGACUCUGUCGGUAUUGACAGAAAUCUAUUCUUCAAUCAUGUGAAUAGUCUACGACCUUCAAGAGUACCAAUUAAAGAAUUAAAAUCAGCAGUUGGUUUGAUACUUCCCACAGAUAAAUCAUUGAUCGCAUUAGAACAAUGCAAGGCUAUUAUGUCACCAAAUUAUACUCGUUGUAUUCAGUAUGGAUUUCCUGAUGAAAGUCUUCGCAUUAUGUCUGUUGAUUCUGAUAAAAGUUCCAUGAUUUAUGAAUUGGUACAAGAGGGAAAAAUAACUCAAGUUCUUUGUCCGACGCCACGAUACGUGAUAACUGCUGGUACAAAUACAUUGAUUAACGUUUGGGAAAUCGGCAAAGGUCGUCAUAAACGUUUACAUCUUAAAACACGAUUAGCUGGUCAUAACGAUACGAUUACGUGUCUCACGGCAUCACAAGCCUAUCGAAUUCUAAUAUCAGGCUCCGAUGAUCAAACUUGUAUCGUAUGGGAUUUGAAUCGUUUGCAUUUUAUUCGACAAUUACCCAAUCAUGCCGCGUCAAUAUCGUGUAUAUGUGUGAAUGAAUUAACAGGUGAUAUUGCCAGCGCGGCGGGUAGUCAUCUUUAUGUGUGGACUAUUAAUGGGCAAUUGGUGGCAUCAAUUAAUACUAUGGCAUAUAGUCGUCAGCAGUCGAUUCUGUGCGUUGCUAUGUCUCAAAUGAAUGAAUGGGAUGAUGAAAAUGUGAUCAUUACGGGAAGUUCAGAUGGCGUUGUCAGAAUGUGGACUAUAGGCUAUGAUCAAGUCCUUGAUGCACCGCCAUCUUCGCCUUCAGUAUUAACGUUUGGUGAUGACCGAAGUCGUGUUCCAUCGAUCUCUCAACCAUCGCCAAUCAAAUUACAGUCAAAUCCUAGUCAUCUCUCCGUUGAUAACGACGUCGAUUCUGACGAAGGUGAACCACAAACGCCUGCAACGCCCACGCAAAUGCAGCUCUCACCAGCAAAUGAACAAUCGUUUGAUGACGAUGGAGAUAUGAAUGCGAUUAAAGAUACACUUGCUAUACCAUCCGCACCGCCUCUAAAUAGUCCAACUGGUAGUGAUAAAUUUAUUGUUGUGACUGAUGUGGAAAUUCUUGAAGCCAAAGGUGGAAGUUCAAAUAGUGAAAAUAUAGUGAAAUCAGCUUAUCUCGACUUGAAAGAAGGUUUUCGAUGGGAACGUCGAUUGAACUAUCGUGGCAAACUAACAAUGCAUACAGCUUAUGAACGAAAAGAAAAUCCAAGUCCUGCUGCUGUAACAGCAAUUGGCAUAUCAAAAGAUCACAAAAGUUUGUAUGUCGGUGAUGCACGUGGUCGAAUAUUCAGUUGGAUUGUCAGUGAUAAUCCUGGUCGAACAAAUGCUGAUCAUUGGAUUAAAGAUGAGACCGUUGGUGCAUGUAAAGACUGUUCAAUUCGAUUUUCCUUUGCAGAACGAAGACACCAUUGCAGAAAUUGCGGACAAUUAUUUUGUGCCAGAUGUAGUCGAUUCGAAACAGACAUUCCCAAGAUGAAAAUCUACAAAAAUGUUCGUGUCUGUCGACAAUGUUAUACAACUAUCCAAGAACAACGUUCAUCUACGGCAAAUAACAAUUGA